ACUGACCAACGAUCAACUCUACGAUUUGUCACGUUUCUCCAGUUCCUUUGAUGACUUUUUUACGAUACAACCUCUUCCAUAUUCCUGUGAUUCGGAUUUUUUGUCGUUGGCGUUACCCUUGUUUGGAGAGAUAGCAAGCCGUUCUCUUUCUUGACCCAGUUGCAUCAUCGUCCAGUCAUUCAUCAAGCUCCCCCCUCCACUGCAUUCAGCAGUGUCACGUCCUCUCAUCAUACGUCCAUCAAACCAACCUCCAGAAAAAUGACCGACUUCAAGCUGUCGGCGCAAUUGGUCGGGCACGAAUCCGAUGUUCGAGCCGCAACCUUCCCCUCUCCCGAUACCGUCUUAACCGCCUCCCGCGAUUGCAGCGUCCGCAUAUGGCGCCGCACCCAAGCAUCUCCCCCGAACUUCGACGCAACCCUGGUCAGCCGUGGCUCCGAAUACGUCAACUCGAUCUCCUUCUUUCCUCCGUCCAGUGAGCACCCAGACGGCUAUGUUGUCUCUGGUGGCAAGGAUACCAUCAUCGAAGUCAAGUCCCCCAAAGCUUCCAGCUCCGAUAACGCCGAACGUCUCUUGAUCGGUCAUUCUCACAACGUUUGCACGCUCGACGUCUCACCCGACGGCAAAUACUUGGUAUCAGGUGGCUGGGAUGGUCAGGCGCGGGUAUGGAGCCCUGAGAAAUGGGAAACAGAGCUCUCGUUGAGCGGCCACGAAAGCAUGGCGGUCUGGAGCGUUGUUGCAUUUGAUGAGCACACAGUAGUGACUGGUUGCGCCGACAAGAGCAUUCGUAUCUUUGACCUGCGGCAGUCUACCGCUGGUGAGGUGUCGCCAAGCUCUACCAUCUACACACCUGAUGUUGUCCGCGCUCUCUGUCGUGUACCCAACGGUCAUCCCAGCGGUGCAGACAUUGCGAGCGCAAGCAACGACGGAACAAUCCGCCUGUGGAAGCUGAAUGGCCAACAAGUCGCCGAGCUUCAUGGACACGAAAGCUUUGUUUACAGUUUGGCCAGUCUCCCGACAGGUGAGCUGGUCAGUUCGGGAGAGGAUCGUACCGUCAGGAUAUGGAAGGGUACCGAGUGUGUACAGACAAUCACACAUCCCGCCAUUUCGGUAUGGACAGUCGCUGCGAACCCCGAGACCGGCGACAUCGUUACGGGUGCCAGCGAUAGUAUUGCCCGCGUCUUUACACGAAGUCCCGACCGUACUGCCGAUGAAGCGACACUCAAGGAGUUUGAAGAGUCUGUCAAGGCGUCAUCGAUCCCUCAGCAACAGGUCGGGGGUGUCAACAAGGAGAAGCUUCCUGGUCCGGAGUUCCUUACCAGCAAGGCGGGUACCAAGGAGGGACAGGUUCAGAUGAUCAAGGAGGAUAAUGGCAAUGUCACUGCUCAUACGUGGUCAGUGAGCCAACAGCAAUGGGUCAAUGUUGGUACAGUCGUUGAUGCUGUCGCCAGCACUGGUAAGAAGGUUGAGUAUCAAGGAAAGAUGUACGACUACGUCUUUGAUGUCGAUAUUGAGGAUGGCAAGCCUCCUCUGAAGCUCCCUUACAACCUCUCUGAGAACCCUUACGAGCGAGCCACCAAGUUCUUGGGCGACAAUGAGCUACCGCUCUCGUAUCUUGACAAUGUGGCCAACUUCAUCACCGAAAAUACCAAGGGAGCUACUCUUGGUCAAACUUCAGAGGCCAGCGGGCCUGAUCCUCUUGGUACCGAGUCACGAUACCGACCUGGUGAGAACACCCAGCCCAAGGUGCUCCCCCAGAAGGACUAUCUCAGCAUUACAGCAGCCAAAUACGAAGCAAUCUUCAACAAAAUCUUGACCGUCAACAAGAACAUGAUCUCAUCGGGUCGCAAAGAUGCCGCUUUGAACCCAUCCGAUGAAUCUGUGCUGUCGGAACUGCGCGCCGCGCUUGAGUCUAACAAACCCGUUCCCCAAACAGCCCUGCCUCUUCUCGUCCGCAUCCUUACACAAUGGCCCUACUCUGACCGUCUCGCCGGUCUUGAUCUCCUUCGUUGUGUCGCGAAGUACCCUCUCGUCGCUCAAUUCUCUGACCCUACCGUUGGCUCCCUUCUCGACCUUGCUUUCGCGUCCUCUCUACCCCAGGGCGAAACUCCCAACGAGAACGCUGCCAUGAUGGGUCUGCGUACCCUCGCCAACAUCUUCUCCACCGCGAAUGGCCGCUCGAUUGUUAGUGCUCAAUCGGACGAGGCCAUUUCGUUCCUGGAGCGUAUCGUUGGUGUGUCCUCGGAACCCAUCGGGCCGUUCAAUCGCAACGUCCUCAUCGCUGCUACAACCGCAGCAAUCAACCUCUCAGUGCUCGUCCAUCGCGAGCGCCUCCUCACACCCGAUCAGCGUCGCCGUCUCGCUAUCCUUCUCGGCACGAUCCUCUCCCGUGAUGGUCAAACAGACUCAGAGGUUCUAUACCGCGCCCUAGUAGCGCUCGGCACAUUGCUCUCCGCAUCAAAGGCGGAGGCGGCUAAUCUCGGUAUCAAGGAGUGGAUCCAGAGUGCUGUUGGACGAAGCUCUGAGGAGCGUGUCAAGUCUGUCGCGGCCGAGUGCGCUAAGGUCGCUCCGUGAAUGUGAUGUGAUGGUGACGGGUAUGCAGGCAGAUACAGCGCCAAGACGGGUUCUGCUUGACGUGGAACGGCGGAUGUACGGAAUUAGAAGAGAAACCCAUAGAAUUAGCGGUAGACGAAUGCGAUAGAUUGAUACGCAAUGGCUUUGUGGUGAUUGUGAUGUCUGUGGCGUCG
Fusarium oxysporum Fo47 is the source of this 2744-nucleotide messenger RNA. RefSeq names its product WD40-repeat-containing domain protein. The record is from RefSeq and is a predicted model, not a curated record. NCBI's taxonomy places the organism in Eukaryota, Fungi, Ascomycota, Sordariomycetes, Hypocreales, Nectriaceae. Gene Ontology annotation, molecular function: ubiquitin binding. The transcript is spliced from 3 exons. The coding region runs from base 259 to 2571 and encodes 770 amino acids. Gene Ontology annotation, biological process: ubiquitin recycling; proteasome-mediated ubiquitin-dependent protein catabolic process. Gene Ontology annotation, cellular component: nucleus; cytoplasm.